AUGGAUGGAGUUAGCAGAUUUGAUAUCAUGCAAGGAGAAAUAGGUAGCUGCUGGCUGCUGGCUGCUCUGGGCUCCCUGACACUGCAGAAGCAAUUUUUGGAAAAUGUUUUACCAAAGGACCAAGGAUUCCAGGACGAUUAUGCCGGGAUUUUUCAUUUCCGGUUCUGGCAAUAUGGAGACUGGGUGGACGUAGUGAUAGAUGACCAGCUGCCAUUCCUAAAUGGAAGAUACCUGUCUGUACACCCUCGAACAUCAAAUGAAUUCUGGCCAUCCUUGCUGGAAAAAGCAUAUGCCAAGUUACGGGGCUCCUACCAGAACUUGCAUGGAGGCUACCUUUCCGAUGCUUUAGUAGACCUCACAGGUGGAGUCCAAGUGCAGUUUUCAUUGAAGGAUCCCCCUCCUGAUCUAGAGGAGAUCCUGAAAGCAGCUGACAAAUCACAGUGUCUGAUGGGGUGCAGCACCUCAGGCCAGAUGAGGAACGUAGAGCUGAGGAAUGGGAUUGUACAGGGUCAUGCCUACACUGUCACAGGAGCUGUGAAGAUACGCUACAAGAAUGGCUGGAAACAUAUCAUCAGGAUCUGGAAUCCGUGGGGCCAUGGGGAGUGGAAGGGGCCCUGGAGUGAUAACUCUCCUCAGUGGGACCAUGUUGAGCCUAAAUUCAGAGAAACCCUCCUCAGAAAUAAGGAUGAUGGAGAAUUCUG
Messenger RNA from Fulmarus glacialis (Northern fulmar), 701 nucleotides. RefSeq names its product calpain-13-like. Gene Ontology annotation, biological process: proteolysis. The annotation marks the transcript as partial. Gene Ontology annotation, molecular function: calcium-dependent cysteine-type endopeptidase activity. NCBI's taxonomy places the organism in Eukaryota, Metazoa, Chordata, Aves, Procellariiformes, Procellariidae. Gene Ontology annotation, cellular component: cytoplasm. The record is from RefSeq and is a predicted model, not a curated record. The transcript is spliced from 8 exons.